AUGCUCGGAGGUGUGAAAAGUCGAAUGCGUGUUCUACCGAAACCGGGCCAUUAUAGAAAAAAAAAAAAAAAAACGACGAUCCAGAUUUCUUUUUCGUUUUCGAGGGCGGAGAUGCGAGGGCGCGUGAACAACGGGAAUAUAAGAGAUUUCGAAUCCGCUGCGAACGCGUGUGAAAGACGUGGACGAAAAAUUAGUGCAUUACCCGAAGCGGUCGAGCCCAGAAUGGAAGCCAAACGGGGUUUCUCCUCGUCCAAAACCGUCUCAGCCGUCGUUUUGAACACGCCGUACAGCUCGGCCACGCACCGGAUGCGCAUUUUGCCCACUUUGAAGCUGUUCACCUCCAGCUCCAGUUCCACGGUGGUCGUGGACAGGACGGGCGGUUCUUCGCCGGCCGGCGCGGUGGCCAAAGCCCCUGACGCGAGCGGAGACGACGACGGAGCCGCCGGGGCCGGCAGUUCGGUUAGCCAGCUGACCGGAGACAGCCGACCGUAA
Cinara cedri is the source of this 492-nucleotide messenger RNA. The record is from the annotation of a GenBank genome assembly. NCBI's taxonomy places the organism in Eukaryota, Metazoa, Arthropoda, Insecta, Hemiptera, Aphididae.